AUGUUAAAGACACUUCUCGUGGUAUUUAUCCACGGAUUUAAAGGCAGCGACGACACCUUCGGCAAUUUUCCAGAGCAUCUGCGUGUUCUAGUCAACAGGGCACUUCCAGCUGUCAAGGUCGCAACAACUGUGUAUCCGAAGUUUGAAACACGAGGUCAAUUAGGAGAAGCCGUGGGGAGAUUUCGGGAAUGGCUUCAGAAUACCGUGAUCGAUUUGGAAGUUCAAAAUCAAACCGCGUCGCCCACCGUUGAUCCAUCUGUUCAUGUAUUUCUCGUUGGACACUCCAUGGGAGGGAUCGUGGCAGCAGAGACAUUGCUGUUACUAGCAGGUGAACAGCCCGUUCCGCACAACCCAGGGUCAGACUCUCAGCCAGGGCCCCAAGCCGACGAUCAUGCGCCCGCCGUGGAACCCGGCACAUUCAUGUUUCCUCACAUCCAAGGAGUCUUUGCCUUUGACACUCCAUAUUUGGGCAUUGCUCCAGGUGUGGUAGCGCAUGGUGCAGAGGGACACUAUCGAAAUGCCACAACAGCAUAUAAUACCUUUUCAGAAGUUGCAGGGCUGUUCGGAUACGGGGGCAAGGAGGGUGAACCUGGAGGAACUGCUUCUGCCACAGCCGCGAAGGAGCCUCCGAAAGCUCUAACAUCAUCUGACGAUGCUGCUGCAGUCCCAUCAUGGCAGAAGUGGGGUCGAUAUGCCAUGUUCGCUGGUGCUGCAGGCGCAGUGGCAGCCGGUGGCGCCGCUGCUCUUUACUCCCAACGCCAGAACCUGUCUGCAAGUGUUGACUGGGUAUCCUCGCAUCUCGCAUUUAUUGGAUGCUUGGCGCGAAAAUCUGAACUGGAGCAACGUAUCUCUAAAUUAGCAACCGUGGAGGAGGAACGGGGCAUUAGUUGUGUCAACUUCUACACCUGCCUUGGAAAAGGAGCGGGAUCCUUGGUAGAGAACAUGGCAACUGGAAAGACUUCAUUCACUCAGAAGAUCAUUCGUUCAAAGAACAGAACAUUUUGCGCGCUUCCACCAGCGGUGGAAAAUGGCGAGGAAGUCCCAACUUCAGCUCGGCCUGGACUCCGGUGGACAAAGGCUGUCAACAACCAAGCCACAGAUGAAGUGAAGGCACACGUCACCAUGUUUCUACCUAAAGAGAACCCUGCAUUUUUCGACCUUCUUAGUGAGGCCUCCAAGACGUUGGUGGCAUCGAUCGACAUGGGCUGGUACCAGACGUCAACGGGGCCGGACGAGGGGAACAACCCCAACCUCCAACCUGACGAGCGUGCACCAGGAAGCGACGACUUCAUGGAUGCGGAUGACGUCGUUGUCGUGGAUUGA
Penicillium atrosanguineum is the source of this 1323-nucleotide messenger RNA. Its product is annotated as esterase/lipase family protein. NCBI's taxonomy places the organism in Eukaryota, Fungi, Ascomycota, Eurotiomycetes, Eurotiales, Aspergillaceae. The record is from RefSeq and is a predicted model, not a curated record. The transcript has 3 exons. Bases 1 to 1323 code for a protein of 440 amino acids.